AAAGAGUGGAGCUAUGCCUUGGAGACGAAAACAUUUCAGCAACAGAAGGAUCGAUAUACUGGGGAGAUAAAGUCCCAUAAGCUUCUAGUGUUGCCAUAUUUUUAACAAACCUGGAUACUCGAGACUUCACCCACCUCCCCGAAGUGCCUUUCCGCUGUUACUCGCCAAGAUGCCCAAAGGAUUCCUGGUAAAAAGAAACAAGAAAUCUGCACAUGUUUCCUACAGGACUCGACCGGAUGAAGAUGACCUCCAGGAGCAACCCACCCCAGCUGCCUUGCCGUGUCAGAUGGACCCCUCCCCGCCGAUGUCUGUGGCGUCCAGUCCGGUCCGUGCCGGAGCAUCGCUGGAUUCCACAGCAGCUGAGGCGCCGGUGCCAAGACUGGAGAAACCGGCACAGUUCGGCAACCCAGAGGCGGUGUGCCAAGCCCUCUACAGCCCCACCCGGCCCAUCAGCAAGGAGCACGACAACGGAUAUUUUGAGCGAAGUUUCAAUCUAGGCUCGCCUAUUUCUGCCGAGUCAUUCCCGACACCUGCCUCCCUCUCCGGUCUGGAUCAUCUCAUGUACGCCCCGGUCGACCUGAAAAUCGGCACCAGCAACAGCAGCCGCAGCGGCACCACCAGCAGCAGCCUCCCGGCACCAAGCAACCGGGUCGGUACCAAAAGACCCGCAGCUGACGGCACAGAGCGCAAAUCGAAACCCGCCUCCAAGAAACCCAAAGCCAUUAGAAAACUCAACUUUGAGGACGAGGUGACGACCUCUCCCGUGCUUGGUCUCAAAAUCAAAGAGGGGCCGGUGGAGAUGAAGCCGAGGGCGCAGACGUCCGGAGGAAACAAGCCUUUGGGGGAGUUUGUGUGUCAGCUGUGUAAGGAGGCGUAUGCGGACCCCUUCUCUCUGGCCCAGCACAAGUGCUCCCGCAUCGUCAGGGUCGAGUACAGGUGUCCCGAGUGCGAUAAGAUGUUCAGCUGCCCGGCCAACCUCGCCUCUCACCGCCGCUGGCACAAACCGCGGACCACCGGCGUACCGGCGAUGUCACCCGCACAGGGCAUCAAACCCGAAAUGGCCAAAAUUCCACCGCUAGGUGUCAAGUCAGUCUCCGACGAAACCAAAGACAUGAGUGACAGAGACACCCCGAGUCCAGGUCUGUCCGAGUCGGGCUCUGAAGAUGGUUCAUACGACUGCCAGUUCUGCGGGAAGAGGUUUAAGCGACAGGCAUACCUAAGAAAACACAUCAUGGGACACCAGGCCUUGCAAAAGAAAGUGCUGGAGGAGCACGGGUUUCAAACCAGCGACCGUGCAACAGAACAGGCUCCGGUCUCCGUCUCCACCUCCUCCACCACCUCCUCCUCCUCCUCCUCAGCAUCAUCAUCAUCAUCCUCCUCAUCAUCAUCCUCAGAGGAAGCCACAAACCAAAGCCCUCUCAAUCUGAGCCCGGUGGACUGCCUGCUGUGCCCGGUGUGCGGGGAGAGUUUCACCAGCAGGGCCGGCCAGGAGAGACACCUGCGCCUCAUGCACUCCUCCCAGAUUUACCCGUGCAAAUAUUGCCCCGCCACUCUCUACAGCUCACCGGGGCUCACCAGGCACAUAAACAAGUGCCACCCCUCGGAGAACAGGCAGGUGAUCCUGCUCCAAAUGCCGGUGCGCCCUGCCUGCUAAGAGACAACGCAUAAAACUCGUGCCUUUCAUGGAGGAGAGAGUUAAAAAAAAAAGAAAAAGAAAAAAAGGAAAAAGAAAAAAGAGAAACAAAAAGGUGGCUGUGAAGUUUAAAAAAAAAAAAGUUUGUGAUGCUCACUGCCAUAACUUUAGGCCAAUGAAAGGCAGGGCGGUUUGAUGUUUAAGUGGUGUAUAAUGAGGUGUCUUUUCCAUGCCAAUCAGUGAUUGUUGAACGCUUCUCUCUAUAUUUGAAUUACAUAUAGGCCUAUUUUGAGAUUUUCUUUCUCAAAUUAGUUUAUGAAGUACAAGAAGAAGAAAAAAAAAAGAAUACAAAGCGUUAGUUUGACUGUUAAAGGGUAUUUUUCUAGGACAGCACAUGUGUUCAAUGAUAGCUUCUAGACCUAAGAAAUGUCUUAAGAUUCUCAGAAAUCCUUCUCCCCCAUCAAAGCCUUUUCAAUUCACCGACCGUGAUUGCUCUGUCACUGCAGCUUUACGCUAGUUUGUGAAUGACAAAAAAAAAACAAAAAAAAAAACUUAUCAACUUUGUAUUGGUGGGAAAAAAAA
Molecule: messenger RNA, 2215 nt
Organism: Larimichthys crocea (large yellow croaker)
Lineage: Eukaryota; Metazoa; Chordata; Actinopteri; Sciaenidae
Gene: insm1b
Product: insulinoma-associated 1b
Exons: 1
Coding region: 170-1654 (494 amino acids)
Biological process (GO): regulation of cell cycle process; negative regulation of transcription by RNA polymerase II; neuron differentiation
Cellular component (GO): nucleus; transcription repressor complex
Molecular function (GO): RNA polymerase II cis-regulatory region sequence-specific DNA binding; DNA-binding transcription repressor activity, RNA polymerase II-specific
Source: RefSeq, a predicted model, not a curated record